AUGGCCUUCGGCGAUUUCGCGUCAGCUACUGGAGAACUCUCUUCUGAAGAACAGGGUAUUGUCGAUACAUUGACUAGAUAUGGAGUAGAUAUCCUGGAGCACGUCGACCCAUCAGAGCUUCCGCAUUUAACAAAAAGAAACCCCAUAAAUCCGGCAACAAUUGCAUGUCGAGUGCUUUCUGCACUAUUCUCUCAACAAGUUCUCUCUAGAGACACGGCGCCGUACACGGAAUGGCGCAGUCAAUUCUGGUCGCAGCAGCAGUCUGAGGUCCAACCGGCCUGUAUAUUCCAACCAUUGUCAAGUGCUCAGGUCGCCAUCGCCCUGCUGACAUCGUGCCUGGUGCGCUGUCCAUUUGCAGUGAAAAGUGGGGGUCAUGCUGCCUUUGCUGGCUCGUCGAGCAUCCCAGAUGGGUUAACUAUCGAUAUGGGGCGACUCAACACGGUAAAUCUGAGCUCGGAUAAAAAAUCCGCGAUAGUUGGUGCUGGAAAUCGUUGGUUUGACGUUUAUAGCCAACUUUCGCCGGAAGGCGUGACCGUUGUUGGUGGUCGUGUGUCCAAUAUCGGUGUUGGGGGCCUGACACUUGGAGGGGGCAUAUCAUUAUACUCCGCGCAGUACGGUUUCGCUUGUGAUAAUGUCAAUAGUUACGAGGUUGUCGUUGCCGACGGUCGCAUACUGAACGUAAGCCUCCAAAGCCAUCCAGAUCUUUACUGGGCUCUUCGGGGCGGCGGCAACAACUUUGGCAUCGUGACUAAAUUCGACUUGGAAGUCUAUCCUGCUGGGAACCUGUGGGCAGGCUCGCGUAUAUACCUCUUAAACGACAAUGUCAAAAGCUCCAUUCUCAAUGCUGUGGUUCGAUUUGGAAACGAAUGGCCCUCCGAUCGCAAGGCUGCUUUUAUCUGCAACUUUGCAUUUGCUCAGGGCAUAAUUGCUGCGGCUAUCAACCUGGGAUACACAGAACCAGUGGAGAAUCCACCAAUUUUCAACUCAUUUAGAGAGAUCCCGGAACUAUCGAAUAAUUUGGCCAUCAAGACGCUGCCUGAACUUACCGAAGAAUUUAGGCAAAGUAACCCUAACGGCCUGCGUGAGAACUACUGGACUCUCACCGUCAAACUUGACAUAGAGAUGCUCACCUUUGUUGUGGAUUCGUUCAUGGCUGGCGUCGACCCCAUCAGGAAUGUUGCGGGCAUCCUUCCUGCACUCACUUUGCAGAUCUUCACGUCCGACAUGAUUCAAAAAAUGGCCAAGAACGGGGGGAAUGCGCUUGGUCUUGAACCAUCGGAGGGACCUCUUCUUCUCGUGUUGGUGAACGUCAUGUGGUCUAACAAGGCCGACGAUAAGGCUGUCCUCAAAGCUGUUUCAGAUAUUAUCAACACGAUCAAGACUGAAGCCCAGUCCAGCGGCAAGUUGAACAAAUACAUAUACAUGAACUACGCCAGCCAGUUCCAGGCGGUGGUUGAGUCGUAUGGUGCCGUAAACCACCAUCGUUUGCUGGACGUGGCACGGAGGUACGACCCUUUUCGUGUUUUCCAACGUUUGCAGCCGGGCUAUUUCAAACUCAAUGGAGCUCCUGAUCCCAAACCUCCUCCAAACUGA
Molecule: messenger RNA, 1593 nt
Organism: Paracoccidioides brasiliensis Pb18
Exons: 4
Coding region: 1-1593 (530 amino acids)
Molecular function (GO): FAD binding
Source: RefSeq, a predicted model, not a curated record